Messenger RNA from Nematocida ausubeli, 1749 nucleotides. RefSeq lists its product as uncharacterized. The transcript has a single exon. The coding region runs from base 1 to 1749 and encodes 582 amino acids. The record is from RefSeq and is a predicted model, not a curated record. Lineage: Eukaryota; Fungi; Microsporidia. Gene Ontology annotation, molecular function: mannosyltransferase activity. Gene Ontology annotation, cellular component: endoplasmic reticulum membrane.
AUGCUGCAGACACUCGCUACAGCACCCUUCGUUUUCCCUCUUCUAUUCGGGUUCCGCCUCAUAAACUCCGCCUUGAUGAAGACCCAUUUCGAGCCUGACGAGUAUUUUCAGUCUGUGGAGGUAGCCAUGUCGGUUAUUCUCAAUAAGAAGGUGUAUACCUGGGAGUGGUUCUUUGGCGUUAGGUCAUUCGUGUACGUGUGCCUAUUCAUGGUGCCUUUGAAGAUAUUCCACAGCUCCUCCAUGUACAUUGACAGACUUAUCAGGACAUACUCCUCAAAUGGACACAAUGACGGACUGGUGUUUAUGGCGUACGCACCAUAUUUGGUGAAGGCAGUGACAGCAUGCAUCUCUGCAAUUGGUGACUACAGCACCAUCAUGUCAUACAAGAUUCUGUAUAACGUGCAGUCUGGUGUGCCAACAGAGAUAAUAAUCACGACUCUUCUGAAUAUUGGGCUGUGGCUAUAUUCCACUCGCUCUCAUAUUAACUCAUUUGAGUCUUCAAUUAGCAUAUACAUAUUCUACAGGCUGCUUAGCAGUGGUCAGUGCAAAGACAAAAACAAAAAGAUUAUAUCCCAUCUUAUAAGCGUAUUCCUAUCCGUGUUUAUGAUAUACCUUAGGCCCACCUCCAUUCUUACCAUAUCCUGUGCCUGGAUGCACUCUGCAUACCAGGAAAUACUUUCUUUUGACAAGGCCUGGAGAAGCAAGGAGAAACAGGUAAAGAAUGUGCUCAGAUACGCACAUGUAUACUUGCAGCACAGCCGGAUUAUUAGUCUGCCAAAUAUUCUAUCUGGAAUAUGUGCACUUGCAGCGUGCAUCCUUGUUGACUCUUUGUUCUAUAAGGAGUUUGUCUGCAGCAUGGUUGAGUUCUACAGAAUCAACAUGAAGUACAAAGUGUCUCACCUGUUUGGAACACUUCCCUUCAUGUAUGUCUUCUUUUUCUUGUCUGUUUUGCUUGGGGGAUACACAGGCAUGCUUGUCAUUAGCAUGCUGAGCCCAGAGUACAACUGGCGAGCUAUACAGAUGAUAUGCCCCAUGGUGUAUCUGAUUGCUCACGGGCUGAUUGCCCACAAGGAAAUGCGCUUCUUGCUGCCGAUCCUUCCCUUCCUGAAUAUAAUUAUCGCACAGGAGCUUAAGAAGCUGGGAAGUUCACUUUCAGACGGGAAGGCCUCCGGGAAAUAUCCGCAGAAAAAGAAGAGUUCUUUCUUUUCAAGCCCUGGGAAUGUAAGCAUCCUUAAGAGACUUGUCUUUUCAAAGUACGUCUUCAUUGGGAACUUCAUUAUAGGAAUACUCAUAGGGCUAGAUCACCAGAAUAUAUCCAGACCCAUUGACUACCUCAGGAGCGAGUGCUACUUUAGACUGUCAAGGAAAGAUGCCCCAAUAUUUGUGCUAAACACGUUUACACCGUACAUGCUUCCCCUGACUACUCACCUGGGCCAUAAAAGAGUCAUCACGCGAUCCUUGGAUAAUAACCCGAAUAUUCUUCCCAUGAUAGAGGCACUGCAAAGAAAAAAGAGAUUCCAGAGCCCAGAGUACAAGCUGCGAAUAGAAGAGCAUGAUACAGCAAAGUCCUGCAUGGUAGACAAUAUUAUGCUGCUGGGGCCACACGACUAUCACUACAUUGUCAUAAACAGCGAAUACACCAAGGAGUUUGAGGAAAAGCUGCCUGAGUUUGUAAAAGUGCAUGAAUCUGUCCAUAAAAGAAUUCCAUCCUAUGAGAGCGUAGCUAUAUACAAGCAGGCCUUUAGAUGA